AUGAGCGGUUUAACACCGGAAAAGCAUGUUAUCAGACCCGCAUCACAAAAGAACUAUGCUGAAGCAUUUCCACCCCAGGACUGCAAUACACUUACUAUAUUUGCAUACCAACCAUUCCGCAUGACCGUGAAGGAUCUUAGAAUCAUCCAUGCCGACAUCCUUGGUAAGAUAGUCAAGGGUGUAUCGCGAAGUCCUUCCAUAUUAGGAGAACUCUUGGAGAGAUUGAAGAACCGACCAGGUUAG
Molecule: messenger RNA, 243 nt
Organism: Cadophora gregata
Lineage: Eukaryota; Fungi; Ascomycota; Leotiomycetes; Helotiales; Ploettnerulaceae
Exons: 4
Coding region: 1-243 (80 amino acids)
Source: RefSeq, a predicted model, not a curated record